AUGCUUUCAUUCAAAACACUGUCUGCCUCACUGGUAGGCCUUCUGAGCCUCAGUGGAGCUAGCGCCGCUGCUAGCCAGUCGGGCCUUGUUGCUUCGACCUACUUUGCUGGCUUCCACGCCAAUCGAGGAUUUCCUGUUUCGUCUAUGCCAUGGGAUAAAUUCACCGACGUCAAAUAUGCUUUCGCUGAAACCACUGCCGAAGGAGGCCUGGAUGUUUCUCGCGCACAGCCUGAGGAACUUACUUGCUUCGUUGACGCUGCCAAGAAGAAUGGAGUUAAAGCUUUGAUCUCAAUUGGUGGCUGGACUGGAAGCAAGUACUUUUCCACCAACUUCGGUUCCGAGAAGAACCGCACCGCCUUUGUCAAGACCUGCGUCGAUUUCGUCAAGGAGCACGAUUUGGAUGGUAUCGAUUUUGACUGGGAGUACCCCAACCGCCAGGGUCUCGGCUGCAAUGCGAUCAAUGAUAAUGAUACAUCCAACUUCCUCAAGUUCCUCCAAGAGCUCCGCCAGGACUCUGUGGGCAAGAAGCUCUUCCUCACUGCCGCUGGGUCUCUCUUCCCCUGGAACGACAAGACUGGCGCUGCGUCCAAGGAUCUCUCUGGCUUUUCUGAUGUUUUGGACUAUAUCAUGAUCAUGAACUACGAUCUCUACGGCGCCUGGUCCCCUACUGCCGGACCUAACGCCCCGCUGUCUCGAUCCUGCGAUCCUCGCAACAACCAAGGCGCUGGCGAUGAGGGCGUAGCCAAGUGGAUCUCCUCUGGUAUGCCCGCCUCGCAGCUCGUCCUCGGCGUCCCAGCCUACGGCCACGGCUUCUCCGUCAACAACACCUCUGCCUAUGGAUCCAACCACAAGCUCAACCUCUACCCCACACAGAACUCUACCGAUCGUUUCCAGGGCAGCAGCUGGGACACCGACCCUGCCAUCGAUGACUGUGGCAACCCUUCGCCUCCUGGUGGAACCUACCCCUUCUGGAGCUUGAUCACCGAGGCCAAGUUCCUUGAUGUCUACGGAAACCCUGCUUCCGGAAUUUCUUACACCUGGGAUAACUGCAGCCAGACGCCUGCUCUUUACGACCCUAAGAAGGACAUUUAUGUUAGCUAUGACAAUGCUCGUUCGUUCCACGCAAAGGGUAAAUUCGUUACUAGCAAGGGUCUUGGUGGAUUUGGCACUUACGAGGCCGGUGGUGAUUUCAACAACAUCCUCAUCAACGCUAUUCGCUCAGCUGUUGGUCUGCAGUGA
Molecule: messenger RNA, 1239 nt
Organism: Fusarium sp. VM40
Lineage: Eukaryota; Fungi; Ascomycota; Sordariomycetes; Hypocreales; Nectriaceae
Source: the annotation of a GenBank genome assembly